This is a messenger RNA of Somion occarium, 1883 nucleotides long. Lineage: Eukaryota; Fungi; Basidiomycota; Agaricomycetes; Polyporales; Cerrenaceae. The record is from the annotation of a GenBank genome assembly.
AUUCUUCAUUCUUCACAUCUCCUAUGUCAGCCACCUUGAGAUAACACCAUAGAUCCAGUGAAUUCCGCUACGGGACAUGCCGCGUUUCAAGAACCGUCAUUGGAAAGUCAGCCCAGUGGCUGACGUCUUAACCGUCGCCUCAACGCGUCUAGCCUCCAAGUUCAACUUCUCAUCAUCACCUUCAGGACAUCACUCAUGGCCGCGAGACCUACACUCCCUCUCGGUGCUCAGUCACACGAUGCAGUUGAUACCAGGCGCACCGAGAUGGCUGUCGCAGCAGACGCGAGCCGUCAAGUAUCGGAGCCGACGAGCAGCGCGGACUCUACACGCGAGUCAGAUGCAGGCAAGACUGAUACUACGCAAAAGAUCUGGCUCGAGGGCGACAUAAUCAUGCCCUUGAACGUCCCGCGCCCCAAAACUUAUGCUGACACGACAAAUCUUGCGUUGAAAUAUCCCGAGGUGGCUUCUCAGAUUCUCGCGCUACCCAUGCCUCCCCCUACACCUGUGGGUGGGAAGCCAACAAAGGUUGGCGAAUCCACCGGUCUUUCAUCACAACAGAUGGCACCACAUGCAGAGGCAGAGCCAAACUGGGCCAUGGCACCGGACGAUCUUGGCGAAGCCCCAUCACCACAGAAGAGAUCGAAGCGUUCUCGCCAGGAUCGUCCGACAAGGGGCCGUGGACGGCGUACUUCUGCUGCAAAGGCGUCGAAAUCUGGUGGUCACACAUCGUCUAGGUCCCCAGACCCACCAUCUGCACUCUCCUGCCCUGCUCUCACGCUGGGUGACACAACACGUUCACACACAGAACCCCAAUUUUAUUCAAUGCCGCCGUCCCCACCUGCAUCUUCUGACGGGAUGGGCCCUAGCGUGAAUGAAGUGGACGCUCUCAUUGCGCUUUUACAGGAGGCGAGGAUGAAUGAUCCUGCUCUUCGUCACAAGACUUUACUUGAGGUCGAUUUAGAGCUGAACAUAUCCGGGAGGUUGAGGCCAGCGACCGCGGCGGGUGAAAUUGCUUCAGACGCAGUUCAUGGUCUGAACAGAGUCUUGGCCGGUACUGCUGAGCAACACACGAGCGAGGAGACUAGUUCCUCUUCUCGAGACACGAUUCCUUCAGAUGCUGGCUCAUGGAGGCGAUCUCCGGUCCCGGGGGAGCAAUCAUCUGUAGACUGCAACCCCUCCUGGCGGAAGAGAGAAGGAGGCGACAUGGCUUGCUUCUCUUCUAAGCCCUUCUCCAAUGCACAUCCUAAGGCUCUGGAUGACCAUCGUUCUACUGCAACUGAACGCAGACGCUCAGGACCUAUGCCCCGUGGACCUCCACCUCCAGGCUUAGAGGGAACUCCACGCAGGAGUUAUGGAUUCAGAAGUGGGAGAUCCACCUCUAGAGAUUCUUUUGGCCAUCGACGCCCCAAUAGCAAACAAGCAUCUUCGAGCUCGUCGUCGUCGCGUAAUAGUCCGGAGCCUACUACGAGCCGUCCGUUCUGGCCGACUUCCAAAGAAGCGUCGAAGCAUCAACUGGUGGCGGACCCACCUGUUCAGAAAGUCAAUGCGGCUCCUAGCGCAUCGUUUGGACCUACUCUGGAUCAGCUGACGACGGUCAGUCCUGAUACGAAUGUGGAAGCGUGUACUCCUGAGUCUGUUGACAAUAGUGGAUGGAUCCGCGGUUGAGGAUCUCUGAGAGUAGCUGCAUGUUUCAGGUUUCUUCCUUUUCUUCUUCGAUUUGUACAUCCUCUCUAUUCUGUUUGCGCGCAUAUUUCAGAUCCACAACUAUUUCAUAUUCUUCGUUAUAAUGACAUUCAGAAACCUUAUCACUGGUACUAUUUGAUGUAUCGCAUGUUUCGUUCAAAUUGAGAUGCGACGUAUCGUUAACGUUGCUAUUGACAAUU